AACAAAAACAAACGCGUUCCGCCAUUUUGUGCGCUUCAUGCCUUCAUAGUUCAUAUGAGAACGAGGCGGCGUUUCGUUGUACAUCUGAUCUACCGUCGUCCGUGCUCCGCUCUCAGUAGUCGGUAGACAAUUUUAAAUUAUUUUUACAAUAUUUUAACGUCGUAUACUCGUGUCUUAUACAACGAAAACGUUGAACCGGUCACCAUCGAAGAAGUACGUGGGCUCGAUCGAUCGUAUAGCUGACUGUCAACGAAAUAUUCCACAGGGAUUAUGUGUUGUUGACGUUAAGACGUGCGACACCGUUGUACAUUUUAAAAUAUUAUUUCGUCACAGUCGUUAUCGAAAACCGUCAAGCUGUCGACUAACGCGGUAUCGGAAAUGGCGUUGAGCACAACGACCAGCCAACCGGUACAGAACAACGUUCAAUCGUCACCAGGAACCGGGUGGCCUAGGCGCACCGCUCCAGUCAAAUCGUCUACGUGCCCGUCGCUCAACAGACAUAUAAAUUUGUAUCCUCUAUCAAAUUAUAAAUUUGGUACAAAAGAACCUUUAUUUGAAAAAGAUCCAUCUGUACCAGCUAGAUUUCAACGAAUGCGUGAUGAAUUUGAAAAAAUUGGUAUGCGCCGUAGUGUUGAAGGCGUUUUAAUAGUUCAUAAACAUGGGUUGCCGCAUGUUUUAUUAUUGCAGUUGGGCACAACAUUUUUUAAAUUGCCAGGUGGAGAACUAAAUCCAGCAGAAGAUGAGGUCGAAGGACUUAAACGAUUACUAACUGAAACUUUAGGCAGACAAGAUGGUGUUCAGCCAGAAUGGACUGUUGAAGAUACCAUUGGCAAUUGGUGGCGACCUAACUUUGAACCUCCAACUUAUCCAUAUAUACCACCACACAUAACUAAGCCCAAGGAACAUAAAAGACUUUUCUUAGUUCAGCUACCUGAUAAAGUUUGCAAUGGCAACAUGAUUUGCUGGUUCAGAAAGGAUCAUCCUGGUUGAUUGUAAAACAUCACAUACAAGAAAUGUAUUUUUUUUUAUGAAAAUUGUCUAGGAAAAUUCAUGAUAGGGGUUCCUAUAAGAUUAUUGUUCUAAUCACUAAUUACUGUUGUGUAGUUAACAUCUAAUUUUAAAUCAGAUGAAACUAAAUACAAAAAGAAGGGGCUUAAGUUAAUGUUAAGAUGGUAAUAAAAGAAUGUAUGCACUUUCUAAAUGGGAUUGAGUGCGUUGUACAUGUAUUUUCCAUUAUAACUAAUUAAUUUUAUUCUCGGGGAUUUAAAUUUUUUUUUCUGUUUUACAGCGUGUCAUAAAUCCUUUAUAAAAUUUUGUAAAAUAUGAAGAUUUGUUAAAACAUCUCAUAAUACCAAUUUCCGGUUUUUUUAUUUACAAGAAUCAAAGUAACCAAUUUUAUUCUAUGUGUAAAGAACAUUGAAGGUUACUUUUUAAAAUUUAAAUGUCAAAUAAAGUUUAUAAAAAUUUGGUAUAAAUCUUAAAUUAAAUUUGAUAUUGACACUCUGUAAUUUUUUUUUGUAUUCAAAUCAAACUUUGUGGGAUGACUAUUUGAGUUUUGUUAACAUCUCUCUGUUUAUAGGUUGUAAAAAUUAAAAUAUUUAAGUAUUAACUAUUUUCAUUUUCUGAAAUUUUAUUAUGAGUAUGCGAUAAACCAAUUUGUUGUUGUAUUAUAUGUAAAACAUAACAAAUUUACCCCUUGAGUAAUAGAAACUUGAGGGUUUAGGUUAAUACUUAACAAAAUUAUAUACUAAAUAUCUAAUUUAAGUAUAAACAUCAUCAUGUUCUGUCACAAUAUUUUUUUUUUGUAAUAUCUUAAUUUUAAAUUAUGAUAUUGAUGUUUAAAAAUUUGAUUCUAUAUUUAUAUCGUGUUUAGAAUUAAAAUAUAUACAGAAUUAAAAAACUGUAACACAGAUGAUCACUUUAUAAUGAUAUUAAUCUAAACCCUAUAGAUUUGAUGAAAUGAAACAUUAAAAUUGAUAUGAAUUACACUUAUUCAUAAACAACAAGAAUGUCACGUCUUUUUGAAUGUACAGUUAUAAUAUUCAAUUUAGAAUAUUAAGAAUGCAUGUUAUUAGAUUCUGACGGAAAGCAAAACUAACAACUAUGUUUACUGUGUAUCUCGUUUUGUUUUAGUAGUUAAAUUAUUAUUUUUGUUGCAAUUAUUAAACUAUUUAUAUUAUGUUCUAAUUUCCCUUUAUGAGCUAUAUGUUAAAAUGGUUAAUAAUUAAUAAAUAAAGAGUAGUGUAAUAAUAUGUAUUAAUUAUUAAAACAAAAAUUAAUAUGUAUAUUAAUUGAUAUCGGUGUAGUAAUAAUUGGUUGGGGGUUUAUUUUGUCAGUAAAUUAUUUUAAAAUAUCUAAUUAUGUGUACAAGAUUUUUAAUGUUUUAAAUAAAAUUAUUACAUUUAAGAUUAUUUACCUAAAUAAACUAUUUUUCAAUUUAAAUAUUUAAUGAGGCCAUUGAAAAUUAAAAUUGUCCUUAAAGUAUUAAAAAAGUAUUUAUUUAUAAACAUUUUUACUUAGCCGUUGUUGGCAUAUAUGUUUGUUAAAAAUAAUGUCAAGUGAUUAUUUAAAUAUAGUAAUUCUGUCUGCAGUUAAAAUAAUGUUGUAUUAAUUCCAAUGUUGUAUUUGUAAGCAUUUCAAAAAAUUCCAUUUAAAUUUAAAAAAAUACAAUUUAAGAACUAUUGUACAAAGUUGUCAUUCAACAUCUGCUUAUCCUUAAAUUUUAUUAUGUACAUUUGUUCUGUACAGAUGUUUUUAAACGAACAUUAAAAUCAAUUGUAAAAUUAUGUAUAGGUGUAAAUUGUUACUCUUUUUAAUUGAAAUAUACUAUUUUAUGUAUUAAAUUUAUUGAUUCAUUUGUAAAUUCAAUAAGAUUAUAUAAUCAAACUUUCUGUUUAUAAAUUAUGUGGUAAUUUGAUUGUU
This is a messenger RNA of Metopolophium dirhodum (rose-grain aphid), 2922 nucleotides long. It is a transcript of the gene Cpsf5, whose product is annotated as cleavage and polyadenylation specificity factor subunit 5. NCBI's taxonomy places the organism in Eukaryota, Metazoa, Arthropoda, Insecta, Hemiptera, Aphididae. Gene Ontology annotation, cellular component: mRNA cleavage factor complex. Gene Ontology annotation, molecular function: mRNA binding. The transcript has 5 exons. The record is from RefSeq and is a predicted model, not a curated record. The coding region runs from base 379 to 990 and encodes 203 amino acids.